Molecule: messenger RNA, 1465 nt
Organism: Ochlerotatus camptorhynchus
Lineage: Eukaryota; Metazoa; Arthropoda; Insecta; Diptera; Culicidae
Product: spermine oxidase-like
Exons: 3
Coding region: 35-1450 (471 amino acids)
Molecular function (GO): polyamine oxidase activity
Source: RefSeq, a predicted model, not a curated record
AACCAGUGCUUGACUAGAACGGACGCUCGUGGAAAUGAGUGCUAGAAGAAUACUAAUCGUGGGAGCGGGUGCCUCUGGAAUAGCCGCAGCCGCGCGUCUAUAUGAAAAUGGAUUAACAAAUUUUCAAAUUCUGGAAGCAACGGAUCGCAUCGGAGGACGCAUCAAUACAAUCCCCUUUGGUGUGAAUAUGAUCGAUCUGGGAGCUCAGUGGUGUCACGGCGAGAAGAAUAAUGCCGUACAUGAACUUGCUGGCCCUCUGGGGUUGUUGGAAUCAUCGAUCGUUUCGAGUGGUAACGUUCUGGUGAAGAGUACUGGUGAAACCGUUCCAAAUGAAAUCACCGAACGGCUAAUGGCUGUCGCUGAAGGGAUCAUGGAGGCAGAAGAUAUGAGCUCGUACGAUGGCACAUUGGGAGACUACUUUACGGAACGGUUCAUGAAAAUCGUGACUGAUGCAAAGAUGAAAGAUAUCAACCGUGAGCUGAUACAGCAGUUUUUGAGGUUCUACGAAAAUUAUCAACAAGGAUACAUAGCGAUUGAUUCGUGGUACAAUUUAUCUGCUUCGAGUUUGGCUGCGUACGAAGACUGCGAAGGAGAUCAAGCGCUAAGCUGGAUGGGGAAGGGAUACAAAAGUGUUUUGGAUUUGCUAAUGAAAAAGCACCCUGCCCAAUCGAGCGAGCCCAUCCCGAUCGAAGAUAAAACCCUGUUCAACAAAACCGUAUCGAAUAUCAAUUGGGCCAAGGUUCCCGACUCUCCAGUCACUGUUCGUUGCACCGACGGAUCGAGCUAUGACGCAAACCACGUCAUUAUAACCACCUCGGUAGGAGUUUUGAAGGAAAACUUCACUACGCUAUUCAACCCGGAACUUCCUAUGAUCAAACAAAACGCUAUCAGAGGAAUCCAUUUGGGAACUGUCAACAAAAUUAUAAUGGAAUUUGAGAAGCCUUUUUGGACCGACAAGGGCAAUACUUUUGGGCUCCUGUGGGAUGCGGAAGAGUUGGAAAAUAUACAAGUUUCAAACUAUGCGUGGACUGAAGGUGCUUCGGCGUUCUUUAAAAUUGAUCGUCAGCCUAAUUUGUUGGCCGCGUGGAUGAUUGGCAAGGAAGGUCGUCAAACUGAACUGCUGAGUGAUCGAGAGGUGAUAGAGGGCAUGAUGUUUUUGUUGAAAAAAUUCUUCAAAAAUGAGCACAUAGAGGAACCUGUUAAGAUCGUUCGAUCAAAGUGGUCGACGGAUCGUAACUUCCGAGGAUCGUAUUCAAGCCACUCUCUGGCUACGGAUCAAUUGAACACAUCCUCAGAUGAUUUGGCCGUUCCGCUUACAGACUGUUUGGGAAUUCCGGUACUAUUAUUUGCUGGUGAAGCCACAAACCAGAAGCAGUAUGGCACCGUUCAUGGAGCUAUCGGAAGUGGGAACCGUGAGGCUGAUCGUCUCAUUAAAUUAUACAAAAAAUAAAUUGACUUGAAAUAA